This is a messenger RNA of Xenopus laevis (African clawed frog), 2286 nucleotides long. Its product is annotated as serine/threonine-protein kinase N-like. NCBI's taxonomy places the organism in Eukaryota, Metazoa, Chordata, Amphibia, Anura, Pipidae. The coding region runs from base 1 to 2286 and encodes 761 amino acids. The transcript is spliced from 21 exons. The record is from RefSeq and is a predicted model, not a curated record.
AUGCUACGAUUAACAUUUUUCCUUCAGAAGCCUGCAAAGUGUAAACCUCCAGAAGUGAUUGAGGAACAACCUAAAACAACUGUGAAACAGCAGGAUAAAAUCAACUUUGCGAAAACUGAAGAAAAUCCUUCAGAAAGCAUAAAGAAAACUGAAGACGAAGAACAACAGCAGCAAGAAUUAAACAUUCCUGAGAUCAUCUCUGAAGACCCUAUCAAUGAACCUGCACAGACUGAAGAGUCUUUAGAACUUGAAGUGUUUAAGGAAACGCAACCUGGAAGUACUGAGACACAACAGGAAGAAAUCAGCUUUGUGACACCAGCUGAAAAACCUUCAGAAAGCAUAAAGAAAACUGAAGACGAAGAACAACAGCAGCAAGAAUUAAACAUUCCUGAGAUCAUCUCUGAAGACCCUAUCAAUAAACCUGCACAGACCGAAGAGUCUUUAGAACUUGAAGUGUUUAAGGAAACGCAACCUGGAAGAACUGAGACACAACAGGAAGAAAUCAGCUUUGUGACACCAGCUGAAAAACCUUCAGAAAGCAUAAAGAAAACUGAAGACGAAGAACAACAGCAGCAAGAAUUAAACAUUCCUGAGAUCAUCUCUGAAGACCCUAUCAAUAAACCUGCACAGACUGAAGACUCUUUAGAACUUGAAGUGUUUAAGGAAACACAACCUGGAAGUACUGAGACACAACAGGAAGAAACCAGCUUUGUGACACCAGCUGAAAAACCUUCAGAAAGCAUAAAGAAAACUGAAGACGAAGAACAACAGCAGCAAGAAUUAAACAUUCCUGAGAUCAUCUCUGAAGACCCUAUCAAUAAACCUGAACAGACUGAAGAGUCUUUAGAACUUGAAGUGUUUAAGGAAACACAACCUGGAAGAACUGAGACACAACAGGAAGAAAUCAGCUUUGUGACACCAGCUGAAAAACCUUCAGAAAGCAUAAAGAAAACUGAAGAUGAAGAACAACAGCAGCAAGAAUUAAACAUUCCUGAGAUCAUCUCUGAAGACCCUUUCAAUAAACCUGCACAGACUGAAGAGUCUUUAGAACUUGAAGUGUUUAAGGAAACGCAACCUGGAAGUACUGAGACACAACAGGAAGAAAUCAGCUUUGUGACACCAGCUGAAAAACCUUCAGAAAGCAUAAAGAAAACUGAAGACGAAGAACAACAGCAGCAAGAAUUAAACAUUCCUGAGAUCAUCUCUGAAGACCCUAUCAAUGGUUUACUUGCUGAAGAUCCUAAAAUCCCAAGUAUCGGUGAAGCACCUCGAGAGGGAAUUGAAGAUUCUAUUAUACCACCUAACAUCGCAAAUGUUACUGAAGCAGACUUCCGCUUUGGUCCUUUGCUGGGGAAAGGAGGAUUUGCAAAGGUUUAUCUGGCAAAAUUUGAGAGAACGGACCAAGUGGUAGCUGUCAAAACGUUUAAAAAGAGAAAUAUUUUUGGGGAUCUCGAUUGUCUAAUACCAGAAAGGAACAUCUUAAGGUUGGCAAAACAGGCACAUCAACCAUUCGUGAUGAACAUCGUUGCCUCAUUCCAAACACAAAGCCACGCCUGCCUAGCGAUGGAUUUGGCAGCUGCUGGUGAUUUGAAGAAACAGCUGAAGAAAAGAAGAUUUGACGAACCAGCAGUUGUAUUUUAUUCAGCCUGCAUAGUUUCUGGAUUACAGUUUUUGCAUGAUAACAACAUCAUUCAUAGGGAUUUAAAAUUAGAGAACAUCUUGAUGGAUGAAAGCGGCUAUGUAAAAAUAGCAGAUUUUAGUUUUAGCAAACAAGGAGUAGGAUAUGGAGAAGAGGUCCAUACGCAUUGUGGAACAGCAUACUACAUGGCCCCAGAAAUUGUCAGGAAAGAGCGCUAUACAAGAGCAGUGGAUUGGUGGGCUAUAGGCGUCAUUAUCUACCGUAUGCUUCUUCGUGAGUUUCCAUUUGAUGGACUUUCCGCAAAGGGAAUAUCUCGAAGCAUCCUCAAUAAUGAACCGAAAUAUCCAAAGAACUUAUCUCCUACUGCCCGCGACAUAACAGUAAAUUUACUGAAUAAAGACCCUUCAAAACGCCUAGGAUCAACUUUAACAGGUGCUGAGGAUGUAAAGAGGAGUGCAUUUUUUAAGAAUAUGGACUGGACUGCACUCUCUGAGAAAAGAUUAGAACCACCAUACAUACCAAUCAUCAAAAAGAUGAAAGAUAAGAAAUUUAAAAGAAAACCUGGAUUAAAACCUAGUCAAUAUCCAGUGGAUGAUCGCAUCCAGAAGUACUUUAAAGAUUUUGAUUAUUUUCCAGGAACAUCUUAA